Molecule: messenger RNA, 1699 nt
Organism: Hyposmocoma kahamanoa
Lineage: Eukaryota; Metazoa; Arthropoda; Insecta; Lepidoptera; Cosmopterigidae
Gene: nac
Product: GDP-fucose transporter 1
Exons: 5
Coding region: 150-1154 (334 amino acids)
Biological process (GO): GDP-fucose import into Golgi lumen; protein O-linked glycosylation via fucose
Cellular component (GO): Golgi apparatus
Molecular function (GO): antiporter activity
Source: RefSeq, a predicted model, not a curated record
ACUAAAUAGUGGGCACUGUGUUAUAUGUGGUGGGCUGGUGGGCACAGGUAGGCACAGUACGUAGCUGUCACAGCCAGUCAUAGCACAAGUUUAUUUAGUUUUCAGUAAUUAUGUAUUUUCAUAUUUGAAGCUCUGCGUUUUCUUACAAUAUGCGGGAUACUCAGCAGGAUCUUUGUUCCCGGUACAUAAAAAUAUUUGUGGUGGUUGCCUGUUAUUGGGUGGUGUCAAUAGCAACUGUAUUUGUUAACAAGGCAUUACUAAGUAGUGCGACUGUGGCACUGGAGGCGCCGUUAUUCAUCACGUGGUUCCAAUGCAUAGUGUCAUUCACAAUUUGCUCUACAUUGAGCUUGACUGGAGGCAUACCGGGCAUCUUCACCUUUCCUAAAGGUACACCAUGGAAGAUAGAUGUCAUGAGGAAGGUGCUGCCUCUGUCGCUAAUGUUCACGCUCAUGAUAGCAACAAACAACUUGUGUCUGAAGUACGUCGGUGUGUCAUUCUACUACAUCGGGCGGUCGCUCACAACUGUGUUCAAUGUUAUAUUCAGCUGGGUGCUUAUUGGACAACUGACGUCGCUUAGAUGCAUAUUGUGCUGCUUGGUCAUCAUUUUCGGAUUCUAUCUUGGAGUGGAUCAGGAGAAUUUAUUAGGAUCAUUUUCAUUAGUAGGCACAAUCUACGGCGUACUAGGGUCUCUGAUGCUAUCUCUGUACUCGAUUUAUACAAAGAAAGUGCUGCCACAUGUCAAUCAGCAAGUUUGGCUGCUCUCUUACUACAAUAACGCCUACUCCAUACUUCUCUUCAUUCCGUUGAUAGUGGUCAAUGGAGAACUUACUAUAUUGGCUAAUUAUACUAACUUUCACGAUCCAUACUUUUGGUUCCAAAUGCUGAUUGGUGGAUUGUGCGGAUUCGCAAUUGGAUACUUUACUUCCUUGCAAAUAAAGGUGACGUCACCUUUAACGCACAACAUAUCAGGAACAGCCAAGGCCUGUGCACAGACGGUGAUUGCGACGCAGUGGUACAGCGAGACCAAAAACUUGCUAUGGUGGACGUCGAACGUCAUAGUUCUCUGCAGCAGUGCUUUAUACGCACGGUUCAAACAAAUUGAAAUGGAACAGAACGCCCGAAAAAGUAACAAUGAAGAAAAAUCUUUAGUCUGACUUUUGAAUUACUGUGUCUGAAGACUUUAACCAUUGUAACGUUAAUUUAUAACAUUUUCGAACUUUCUAAGUGUGAUAUAGUGUUAGAAUACAUAAUAUAACAUUGAAUGUCUGUAUUAAUCAUGUAUUUUAACUAAACAUGUAUUUAUGUGUCCUUAUGGGUGUAAUAUGUUAUUUUGUACUGGUUGUAAAGAAAAGUAAUAGCGCACUAUAGAUCAAAUCGACAGUUGAAAGGAAAGAGGGGCUAAACGCACUUAAGCUGGCCACAUACAGAAUUUCGAAACAGAAUUCCGACUGUAUGUGGCUGGCCUUAGGUUGGUAAUUAACUAUACCUAUACAAUUCUUUUUUCACACGAAAGAAUUUUCAGGGUUGCCAUUAUUUGCAAAAAUUUUAAAUAGUCCUGUAGUUGUUUGUCAACAUUUUUAUCGAUAUAUUAAAACGUAAAGACUUAUCGCCUUCUUACUUCUUAUUUUGACAGUUGGCUCACUGAUAUCGAUAUCAAUUCGUGAAGUACCGAGGCACAAUUUUGUUGUUCCUAGUUUAC